Schistocerca gregaria is the source of this 5680-nucleotide messenger RNA. RefSeq names its product glucose dehydrogenase [FAD, quinone]-like. Lineage: Eukaryota; Metazoa; Arthropoda; Insecta; Orthoptera; Acrididae. The coding region runs from base 23 to 2050 and encodes 675 amino acids. Gene Ontology annotation, molecular function: ecdysone oxidase activity; flavin adenine dinucleotide binding. The transcript has 3 exons. The record is from RefSeq and is a predicted model, not a curated record.
CUCUCUGAUAGCCGUAACGUGGAUGGCGCCUCCUGCCAGAGGGAGAGGGCAGCUCCAUCCAGUCUGCAGGCGGCGCCGGCAGCUACGGCAAACACACUGCUCACUGCUCACCAGCCUCUGGACACUCCAAGCUAUGGACCCGGCAGCCGCUUCCCAGUGGGCGGCGCAGACUGCCAGCGUGUGCCCCGUGGGCGGCGCCGCCGGCGCGCUCUUCGUGCAGCUGCUGGCAACGCUGGUGAGGGCGCAGUGCCUGCUGUCGGACCGCAGCGCCUACCCGCCGGACACGGCGCUCCCGCUGCCAGAGUACGACUUUGUGGUGGUCGGCGCUGGGUCCGCCGGCUCCGCGGUGGCCGCUCGCCUCUCGGAGAACCCCGAAUGGAAGGUGCUGCUGCUCGAGGCGGGGGCCGACCCGCCGCCCACCUCUGACAUCCCCAGCUUCUACCCUAUGCUGGCGAAGACUGAGGUGGACUGGGCCUACCUGACCGAGCCAGACGGGCGGUCGUGCCUGGCGUUCAAGGGCGGGCGCUGCCCGAUGCCGCGCGGCAAGGCUCUGGGGGGCACCAGCGCGCUCCACGCCAUGAUCCACAUCCGCGGCAGCCCUCAGGACUACGACGCCUGGGCCGCGCUGGGCAACGACGGCUGGGCGUACCGGGACGUGCUCCCGUUCUUCAAGAAGCUGGAGGCCUUCGACGAGAAGGAGCUGCAGAGGCGGCCGCACACCGAGUCAGUCCACGGCCGCGACGGUGCCAUCCGGGCUACGAAGUCGGAGUCCCCACUUCCCUACACGGUCGCUCUGGAAGAGGCUGUCCGAGAGCUGGGAUUCAACAUUAUCCAGGACUACAGCGCCGAGCCGAACCUGGGGUUCGGGCACGUACCUUGCAACAUCGAAAACGGCACCAGGUGGAGUGCCGCUCGCGGGUACCUAGCGCCAGCCAAGGACAGGGAGAACCUGCAAGUCGCCAAGUCCGCGUACGCGACGAAGGUGCUCGUCGAUCCGAAGACAAAGGCGGCGUACGGUGUACAGUUUGUAAAAAACGGUGAGCUGAAGGAAGUUAGAGUUAAGAAGGAGGUUAUCGUUUCGGCAGGAGCUAUCGACACCCCUCACAUACUGAUGCACUCGGGAAUAGGACCGAAGGACCACCUGGAGGAGUUCGGUAUAACUGUGAUAAAGGAUCUGAAAGUCGGAUACAAUCUACAGGAUCACCAGGUUUACACUGGGCUCUACUACACGAGGGAGCCUCCGCCGAAGAAGUCGCUCGAGGAGGCCGCCUUCGAGUACUUGAUGAACAGGACGGGGUUGCUGUCGGCCAGCAGGACCAGCACGUUUACAGGGUUCGUCCGGACGGAUCGGGCGCCUCCCAACCGAGUGGGGCUCCCGGAGGUGGACUCGCCGAGCUACCCGGACGUGCAGAUGCACUACUCGUACGUGGAGAGAGGACAUUCGGGCGCGCUGGCCGCGUUCUACAACUACGGCGAGGAGGCGGCGGCGGCCCUGGCGAGGCUGACGGAGCGCGACGACGCGCUGCUGGCGAUGCCGGCGCUGCUGGCGCCGACGAGCCGCGGCCGCGUGCGUCUGGCCGGCGCCGACCCGCGCCUGCGGCCGCUCGUCCAGGCGGGCUACUACGCCGACCCGCGCGACCCUGACAACCACGUGGCCGGCGUCGCGGUCGCGCACCGCGUGGGCGCCGCGCGGGCGAUGCGCGCCGCCGGCUACUCGGUGCGCGACCUGCCGCUGGCGGCGUGCGCCGACCGGCCGCCGCUGACGGAGGACUACUGGCGCUGCGCGCUGCCGCACCUCGCGACCACGCUCUUCCACCCGGUGGGCACCGCCAAGAUGGGGCCGGCCGGCGACGCCGACGCCGUCGUCGACCCGCAGCUGCGCGUCCACGGCGUGCGCAACCUGCGCGUCGCCGACGCGUCCGUCAUGCCGCUGAUCGUGCGCUGCAACACCAACGUGCCGGCAAUCAUGAUCGGCGAGAAGUGCGCCCACAUGGUCGCCCAGCACUGGCGCCGCCGCGACGACGCUCACCCGCUCAAGGAGGAGUUGUGAAGAGACAACCUUUCCCGUAUGUCAGUCAAGAUAACCGGUUUCACGUAAUGUGGUCCGUAUUCAGGCCAUAUACGUUAUGAAACGUCCCCUUAGAAAAUUUAUACAAGACUGUGCUUAAACUGAAACACAAUAUUUUUUAGCGCAACGCAAUCUGACUUUCAAAAAUCCCUACGAAAGAAUGGCCCUGACUAACAUUAACCUAUACGUUUCACAAAUUACUUACCUCACAAAAAUCUUCGAUACUCAAGCUACUGCAAUACAGCGAGCGCCACUACUGCCAGCUAAAUAAAAGAUUCAAACUGCUGAAGGCACUAACUACUGAUAGGCAUAGUUAGCAAAUGAAAGAUUUUAAUAAAGAACAAACAAUGUAUUUACCUCACUAGUCAUAAUAUAUAUAGCAGUUCAUGACACCAGCUCUUACAAAUUUGAAAACUCCGCCAUCUCUCUCCCCACGUCCACCACUGCUGGCGGCUCACCUCCAACUGCGCAACGCUACGCGCUGUUAACAUCCAGCUGCCGCUGCUCAACACUACAAUGGCAGACAACAAUGCAAACUAAACACAUACUGCGCACAGCACAGCCAGUGAUUUUUCAUACCGAGCGCUAAGCGUGAAACGUCCCCUUUGAAAAAUUUAUACACGACUGUGAUUAAACUGACACACAAUAGUUUUUAGCGCAACGCAAUCUGACUUCCAAAAGUCCCUACGAAAGAAUGGCCCUGACUAGCAUUAAGCUAUACGUUUCACAAAUCACUUACCUCACAAAAAUCUUCGUUACUCAAGCUACUGCAAUACAGCGAGCGCCACUACUGCCAGCUAAAUAAAAGAUUCAAACUACUGAAGGCACUAACUACUGAUAGGCAUAGUUAGCAAAUGAAAGAUUUUAAUAGAGAACAAACAAUGUAUUUACCUCACUAGUCAUAAUAUAUAUAGCAGUUCAUGACACCAGCUCUUACAAAUUUCAAAACUCCGCCAUCUCUCUCCCCACGUCCACCACUGCUGGCGGCUCACCUCCAACUGCGCAACGCUACGCGCUGUUAGCAUCCAGCUGCCGCUGCUCAACACUACAAUGGCAGACAACAAUGCAAACUAAACACACACUGCGCACAGCACAGCCAGUGAUUUUUCAUACCGAGCGCUAAGCGGCGUUGCCAAUAAGAAAACGUAAACAGCCUACUUACAACGUAGUGACACAGUAACCUAUCUUACAGCUAAUCUAGGGCGUGGGUUGGGUUGUUUUGGGGGAAGAGACCAAACAGCGAGUUCAUCGGUCUCAUCGGAUUAGGGAAGGAUGGGGAAGGAAGUCGGCCCUUUCAAAGCCCAAGACUAACCUUAUUCUAUUUAAUACCGUAGAGCUUCAGAAACAAAGUUCAAUAUUAAAUUCAGCCACUAGCUUAACUUACAAUUUUCCGGUUUUAGUAAUUCUUUUGCUAAAUUAAGUCAGAGUGUAGCGAAUUUUAUUACAUUCAGUUUUCACACAACACGUGUCAACAUUCAGUUGCCACGCUUUUGGUGCUAAUUAUAUGUGCAUUAACCUUUCUUUUGCAGUUACUAUAGUAGGACUGACGACCGUAAUUUUCCCCAAAUCUCUAAUAUCUAACUAACGCCAGUUAAUUGUUAACGUAACAACCGGACAUUUACUUUCUUUAUUAACUUUACCCAUUUUCAAAAUUAAUUUCCACCAGUUUCAUUGCAUUUUCCUUUCAUUUAGAUGUGGCCCUUCCUCCCUCUUUACCGACAGAUUAACUUCGGUGACGACUGCUUUUCCCAAAUUUCCAUUAUGUAAACGCAGUUUGAUUUUUCACUGUCAUUAAGGUCCAUAAGUGAGGUGGAGGUUACAUGUUGAGGAAUUAAAUUAUGAAAUGAGACACUUAAAGUAGUAGAUACGUUUUACCAUUUGGGCAGCAAAAUAACUGCCCCUUCAAAGGAACCAUUCCAGCAUUUGCCUGGAGCGAUUUAGGGAAAUCACGGAAAACCUAAAUCAGGAUGGCCGGACGCGGGAUUGAACCUUCGUCCUCCCGAAUGCGAGUCCAGUGUGCUACCACUGCGCCACCUCGCUCGGUGUAAGCUACACCGUGUUUCAUAUUUCAUGUUACACAUUUCUAAAGGUUGUAGAGGGCACUUUAGGAGAUCAGUUUUACGUAGGAACUCAUGUUCUGAAACGUAAUACAAAGACACUACGGAGCGUCAAAGUUAAUAGGUGCCGGUGUCUGUAUACAGGAUGAAAAGUAUUUAAACCGACAAACUCUAGGAGGUUGUAGGAGACAUCAAAACAAAUAUUUUUCCGUAAUGUAAUUUUUCCCUAUGAGGAGUAUUUAAACCGGUACAGGAAGAUUUCUCUGGCGACAAAUUAAUUAAACCAACAAAAAAGUCCAGAGGGGACAUUUCUGGUGAUCGAGCAGGCCAUGCUACAGGACCACCUCAGCCAAUCCACGUUUCUGGGAACCGUCGGUCCAGGAAUCGACGCACACGACGAUUGAAAUGUGCCGGCGCCCCGUCAUGUUGGAACCACAUGCGUUGUCUCUAGUGAGAAAAUUGUAAUAGUGCCUGCCUUUUAAUGACCUAGGUAGCAGAUACGGCCCAGUUAAACAGUCUCCAACAAUACCGACCCCCACAUUAACAAAGAACCGCACUUGAUGAGCGCUAGUAACUGUAGCAUAUGUAUUACCGUAAUAGGGCCAGUAAACCGAAAGUACUCUAGCAGAGUCUGCAUGGCGUUAGCAGUCAGCGGUGGUCGCUGCGGGAAUACUGAUUAUUCUUUCUGUUUUACAGUCCCUGAUAGUACAUACUGAAAAAGGAAUAUCGCACUACACUAAUUUCGGACCGCUCUAUCGAAUGGAUACGAACAAUUACGCUUUACAAAUGAUAUUAAUUGUUGCUGGAAAAAAAUUGACGUUUUCCGGCGACACUGGUCGUCGCGAGAAGCGUGAUGAGCAGUAUGUGAUUGGACAGACUCUACAUAUACCUAGUCUAAACACACAUACUCGAACAGCUUAAUGCGCCAGGCCGAAUACGGUUUUAAGAAAAUUUUUAAUUUUCCACGCUUAUUGAGGCACAUCCUGAUCUCAUCCCAAAUCUCUGCCUCUCGAUUUACGACACAAAAACAGCUAAAAUGCUAUAACACACAGUUAAAAUGUAACUCACUUCACAAAAAAAUGGAUGGUGCACGCCACUUCCCUCCUUUACGACUGUGGCAAAAACAACAACAACAUAGAAACAGCUGGCAGUGUUUCUUUGUUUCUGUAAGAUGGGAACUGUGUACUAUGAGUAUGUCUGAACAUGUCACACUAUAUCGGAGACCGGUAUUCUUGAAAUAAUAAACAGCUUUUGACACAUUGGUACAAGGGAAGAGUUGUCUCUUUUUAUGUUCAGUCUGACGCCAUAGGGGAUGUAUGAAAUUCCAUUUUCACAGACCAGUCACAUUAACUGGUCGCGAAGACUGUGAUGAGUUCAGCGAUUUUUAUCAUCAAUAAUGUUCGACGAGCUCAGUGUGUUCGUAGCAUUAGUUAUCAAACGUAAAGCCUUCAAGUUUUGUACCUGGGUUGUGACUCAACCGUUCAAUAUUUUCAGAAAGUCAUAUUUAUGUACAAUCAAGAAUUGCUGAUAAAAUAAAACUUUAUUUGCCACCUGU